AUGAGAUUUCCACGAGCAGAACACGAGCCGGAACCUACAAAUUAUACGACACCAGAACCUACAACUGAGCCCGAGACGGAACCCUUUCCCUACGGGGCUCCAAAUGCUGAACCAGUUCCCGAAUGGCCCGCUGCGAGAGAUGUAUGGAAAGGGGCUUGGGAACUACAUUAUAUUGGUUUUGGUGUGUUGUUCUUACUACUAGCAAUUUGGUCUAUUUUGGCUUUAAUUCGCGCUCGUAACACAACGCUUCUUGUGACACGCCGUUUUUGCUACGCUGUGAAUUGCUUGCUUAUUACAUUUGGCAUCACAAGAGCUCUGGCGAUGUUUCUAUACCCUUACGAACUUGUUGAUAAUGCAGGGGGAACUCCAGUGGUCUUGGAGAGAUUACUGUUUGGUAUAGGCUUCCCAUGUCUCAUCGCGGGCUUCACGUUGAUUCACUAUGCUUUCCUGGAAGCGGCUAAAGUGACUUUUUCCAAACGACGGAUUCAAAGUUUGCGGUUCAUUCUCGGGGUAAUUGGCAUUCAUGUCGUGCUGGUUUUGGUCGCCGAGAUCGUCACAUCGUACGUUAAGAAUACAAGUGUUCUGGUUAUAAUAUGCAUGAUGUAUUUCAUCGUCUGUGCAUUGUCCGUGUCCGUGAGCGUGUUUUACAGCGGUUUUCACGUCAUGAAGGAAUCGAAGACACACAGACGUACGUUAAAACGGAUCAGUGUUCGUUCGACUGCUGUUGCGAAAGGCGACAAAACAGCAUCCGUAAAAUAUUCAAACAAGGAAAGCAAUACAAAUAAAGUUGCUCGUGUUACUAUGGCAACAGCGUGUCUCGGGGUGGCGUGUGCAGCAAUACAGAUCUACGCAAUGGCGGCCGUGUUCAAGGUCCGCGCCGAGGGACCAAAGCACCCAGACCCUUGGCCAUGGUGGGUGUACAUUACCAUGUUUCGGUUGAUAGAACUGGGACUCGCCAUCACAAUGGCGUAUACAGUAUCUCAGCCAAAGAAAGGCGACACAAGAAUACAUGAGUUCGUCCAUUGUUGUACGUCAGUGCAUAUUAACAGAAAAGACACUUUUACUGACAGUGCGCCCACUUUGACUGACACUACUGUGAGACAGAAGGAUUCUACAGAUGAGCAAAACCAACAUGACCAUGUCUAUGUAUAA
Messenger RNA from Paramuricea clavata, 1152 nucleotides. Lineage: Eukaryota; Metazoa; Cnidaria; Anthozoa; Malacalcyonacea; Plexauridae. The record is from the annotation of a GenBank genome assembly.